Aspergillus puulaauensis is the source of this 783-nucleotide messenger RNA. It is a transcript of the gene efm7, whose product is annotated as putative nicotinamide N-methyltransferase Nnt1. The record is from RefSeq and is a predicted model, not a curated record. The transcript is spliced from 3 exons. The coding region runs from base 1 to 783 and encodes 260 amino acids. Lineage: Eukaryota; Fungi; Ascomycota; Eurotiomycetes; Eurotiales; Aspergillaceae. Gene Ontology annotation, biological process: peptidyl-lysine dimethylation. Gene Ontology annotation, molecular function: protein-lysine N-methyltransferase activity.
AUGGCAGACGAACUCGACACUGGGGACAUGUUCAAUGACCCCGAGGGCUUCUAUCCCCCCGAGAAAGAGCCUACCUACGCAGAUCACCAGAUGCUCUCCGGCCAGGUUGUCCGCGUGCGCCUGGUCGGCAGCCACCCUCUAUAUGGGAACAUGCUCUGGAACGCUGGCCGCAUAAGCUCAGAUUAUAUCGAAAGUAACGCCCCCGCGCUCAUCACCGGGAAGACCGUCCUUGAGAUCGGCGCCGCAGCGGGCGUGCCCAGCAUCGUCAGCGCAAUCAAGGGCGCCCGCACCACCGUCAUGACCGAUUACCCGGACCCGGAUCUCGUCGAUAAUAUGCGUCAGAACGCCGAGUCCUCUGCGCCGAUGAUCCCCACCGACCCGCCUUCUGCGCUGCACGUUACGGGCUAUAAAUGGGGGAGUGAUGUGUCGCCGCUGCUGGCUUACUUGCCUGAGGAGGAGAGGGCGAAGGGGUUUGAUGUGCUGAUUAUGGCGGAUGUCGUAUAUAGCCAUCGCGAGCACGGGAAUCUGGUCAAGACUAUGCAGGAGACGAUGAAGAAGGAAAAGGACGCGGUUGCCUUGGUGAUAUUUACACCGUAUGAGCCGUGGCUAUUACCCCAGACGGAACGGUUCUUUCCGCUUGCUGAGAAGGGUGGAUUUACAGUAACGAAGGUGUUUGAAAAGUUGACGGAGAAGACUCUGUUUGAGCAUGAUCCUGGGGAUGAGAGACUGCGGAGGACAGUCUUUGGUUACGAGCUCCGAUGGGCUGAUGAUCAACUACGAUAG